This is a messenger RNA of Cercospora beticola, 1328 nucleotides long. The record is from RefSeq and is a predicted model, not a curated record. Lineage: Eukaryota; Fungi; Ascomycota; Dothideomycetes; Mycosphaerellales; Mycosphaerellaceae.
CAAGGUCUCCGCGGCUUACGAAAUGGAGACUGCAGCUGGCCGUAGAGUGAGCAGGGAGCGACGGGAGUCUAAUUUGCCUUCUAUCGCUUACCGCGUUUGAGCCAUGUGUUGUGUUUACUCGGGCAAACGACAAGCUGCUGACAUCGAAAGAUUAUGGCGCUGCGGCAUCUCUUCCACCAACGCACGCCAGGUCCCAGCCAAUUACUGCCAGUACCACCAGCGACUUUUCCUUCGACAAGCUGUUUCUCACCUCACUACAGUAGUAGCAACAUGGUUAAGACAACCCCCACAAAGCUGGACGAACACAAGCUUGGGUUUCUGAACGACAUCCCUGCCGAGCUACGCAACAAGGUCUACAAGCACGUCGGCGAAAUAGUCGCUGGUCAGCAAGCGAAUUGGAUAUUCAAGUUUCUCCAGGCGCAUCCAAUGAUCCGCCGUGAGGCUUCAAGCAUCGUCUUCAAUCAUGGGAACCACGUUUCUGGCAACAUACGCAACUUCAGCAUUGUGGUGUCGCUAGAGAUAUUCAACAACAAGCAACCUCAUAAGCUGAAGCGCCGACUUCGAUUAAUGCCACAUGCGGUGCGCCAGCUUCAAAUUCCACUUGUCAUCUACCUCAAGGACACGCAUGGCAUGAGUCUCUACUCCAUCAGUCGCAUCAUGUUCGAGAUUUUCAAUACGCCAACUGUCAGAGCUAUUCCGCGUCACCGUCUACAGUUCGAAUUCGCCGAAGCAGAGUACGGCCCCGCACCCACGCUCCUCAAGCACUUUUUUGAAGUACUGUUUGCGACCUUGACAGAGAAAUACCACCUUGCGGGCGGGAGGGUGGGGUCACUGGGGUUUAUGCAAGUGCAUGAGCACGUCUACCGCCUCUUAGCGCUCCGGCCCCCGCCGCUUCAACACCACUUGUGCCUUUUCUUCUACAUGGCACGAUGGACCAUCCGGGAAACAUACCUCGGUAAACAGAAAAAUCUUGUUGGCUUCCAACAAUGGAUGGACUUCGAGCGCCGCCACAACGUUGCAAGGCCUGCGAACGCCGACCGCUCCGUCGACGUUGAAUGUCGCAAGAGCGUUCUCAGUGAGCUUGAGUGAGAGUCCUUGCGACAUGAGCAUCAAUUCCAAGCGCAACACUCACUUUUGGCUCAAGUCGAUAGUUUCCAAUCGGCAACUACCCAUCGGCAACCUCCAUCGACAGUAGCAUUGUGGGCAGCAUCAAUACUAGCAACCAGAUACCACAGGCCGGAGAGGAGGUGCAAUCGAGUCUUAAUGAUCAGUGCAUAAUGUACAGGUAAUGAGCAGCCCAGUAGUAAGGCAACAAAGCAGAGCAGAAC